AUUUUGUACUACUUUAUGACCUAGCAGAAUAUAAUUCUGAUUACAAACAUAUAAAAAUAUUGAAGGGACAAUUAAUCUAUAUUUUGUUUCCGAAAUGUAUGCCUAUACGCGAGGUAUUUACAAUGUCAUCUUGAUUGAUGGUACGAUUGUUUGGAAAUCCCACGAAUCUAUCUGCGUAUGGAUAUGACCCAGCCAGGAAGUAAUACGGUUUUGGCACUAUGAAAGUACAUUUUGACAAAACUCCCAUCUUAUGAUGCCAAAAAUGGCAGCUUUUCGGCUUUUGCUGAUCGUCAAUGUACUACUUUGUGUAGCCGAAGUAACAGGAAUAUCAUGUCACUGUAAUGAACAAGCUUCCUGUGAUGAUAAAAAUAACGAGACGUGUGAUGCUGGAGAAGGGGGUGCCUGCUACAAACAGGUUCAUAGAAACGAGGAAACAAAUGAACCUAUCACAGCAUAUGGGUGUUUUGAAGAAGCUGACCUGAAGCCGGAUAAUAGGCCACUGAGGUGUGCAAACACUGAGAAAAUACGGCAUGUUAAAGUUAUAGAAUGUUGCUCUUCCAAAGACUAUUGCAACAAAUGGAUGAAUGUAACAUUGAAGACACUGCCAACUAAAGUUCCCAAGCCAACAAAGACAGUUGGAGCUCUUGGUCUGAGCUGGUGGGAGUUGACGCUACUUAUAGGCAUUCCCGUUGCCUUCAUUUGCAUUAUGGGAGUUGCCUUUUUCCUGUAUGUUAAGCACCAAAAAGACCGACGCUACCUCUCCCACAGGUAUCCUAUCCACAGCACAGGACCUCUUCAUCUACAGGAUGAGUAUGAGGGUCUAAUGCCAGCUAACAGCACCCUGAAGGAUCUUAUAUCUUCUGGUACCUGUUCGGGAUCAUCUGGGUCAGGUCUACCUCUGUUAGUACAAAGAACAGUAGCGCGGCAGAUACAGCUUUACGAGACAAUUGGCUUAGGUCGCUAUGGAAAAGUUCUACGGGGAAGGUGGCGGGGAGAAAAUGUUGCAGUAAAAAUAGUCCAAGCACGAGAAGAGCAAUCGUGGUCCAGAGAAUCUGAGCUCUACCAGACAUCCAUGUUGAGACAUGAAAAUAUACUGGGAUUCAUAGCUGCAGAUAAUAAAGAUGUUGGUCCAUGGACUGAACUGUGGCUGGUAACAGAUUACCAUGAGAAUGGGUCUCUUUUUGAUUACCUCAACAAGUAUGAGAUUGAUACUCCAGGCAUGAUCAAACUUGUUACAAGCACAGCUAGUGGCCUGGCCCAUCUACACAUGGAGAUAGUAGGUGUACAGGGGAAACCUGCUAUUGCCCAUCGUGAUUUAAAAUCUAAAAACAUCCUAGUUAAGUGGAACCAUACAUGCUGUAUUGCUGAUCUAGGUUUAGCUGUAAGACAUGAGUCUGCCACUGACACUGUAGAUGUGGCACACAACCCUAAUAGAGUGGGGACUAAACGCUAUAUGGCCCCAGAAAUUCUAGAUGAAACAAUUAACACCUCACAUUUUGAGUCAUUCAAGAGAGCUGAUGUCUACGCACUUGGUUUGGUUCUCUGGGAGAUUGCACGCAGAUGUAAUGCUUGUGGCAUAGUUGAGGAUUACCAGCUGCCCUACUAUGAUGUGGUGCCCUCUGAUCCUACAAUGGAGGAAAUGAAGAAAAUAGUCUGUUGUGAUAAACAAAGGCCUUCGAUACCAAACAGAUGGCAAGGCAAUGAGUCGAUGCGGAUUAUGGGUAAACUCAUGAGGGAAUGCUGGUAUCACAAUGGUGCUGCACGGCUUACUGCGCUACGUAUCAAGAAAACUUUAGCUUCUCUCAAAGAGUCACAUGAUAUAAAAGUGUAACAUAUGGUGCCACCUAUCUGUACAGUAAUGAUAAUGAUAGAAAUAAUGUUGAAAGAUGAAAGAGAUAAUGUUGAAAGAAGACAGAGAUAAUGUUGAAAGAAGACAGAGAUGAUGCUUAAUGCUAGAUAGAUAUAAAAUCUUGAUAAGAGAGAAGGUAGCUGAAAUGAAUAUGGAUGACAUGUUGACUGCAGAAAUAGUGUGAUAAAGAGGCAUCCAGAGAAUGUCACCAAGAUGGACUGAGCUGGCCAAAAGCUGAAGAUCUAAACUGAAAGGUGCAUAUUAAUGAUAUGAGCAUAAUGCCGACACCUAGGAUAA
Messenger RNA from Owenia fusiformis, 2146 nucleotides. The record is from the annotation of a GenBank genome assembly. NCBI's taxonomy places the organism in Eukaryota, Metazoa, Annelida, Polychaeta, Sabellida, Oweniidae.